Fulvia fulva is the source of this 339-nucleotide messenger RNA. RefSeq lists its product as uncharacterized. The record is from RefSeq and is a predicted model, not a curated record. The coding region runs from base 1 to 339 and encodes 112 amino acids. Lineage: Eukaryota; Fungi; Ascomycota; Dothideomycetes; Mycosphaerellales; Mycosphaerellaceae. Gene Ontology annotation, molecular function: oxidoreductase activity, acting on the CH-OH group of donors, NAD or NADP as acceptor. The transcript has 2 exons.
AUGGGCUCCAUGACCCGCGUCCGAGCCUAUUCGUUCUCACCAACACAAGCCUACAAAAUCACCAAAGCAGCUAUGAACAUGCUCACAGCCCAAUGGGCCAUGGCGUUAGAAUCGGAGGGCUUCACCGUGUUGGCCAUCACACCUGGUUGGCUCAAGACAGACCUCGGCAGCCAGAAUGCGGAUCUCCUCGUCGAGGUCGGCGUUGAAAGCGUCAAGAAGAUUAUCCUCGAUGCGAAGACGAGCGAUAAUGGCAAGUUCCGGAAUAUUCAGGUUCAUGGGUGGGAGAAGGACAAGGUUGAUGGGUCGAACUAUUAUGAGGGGGAGGAGGUGCCUUGGUAA